Molecule: messenger RNA, 4060 nt
Organism: Larimichthys crocea (large yellow croaker)
Lineage: Eukaryota; Metazoa; Chordata; Actinopteri; Sciaenidae
Gene: rhbdf1b
Product: rhomboid 5 homolog 1b (Drosophila)
Exons: 20
Coding region: 360-3071 (903 amino acids)
Biological process (GO): regulation of epidermal growth factor receptor signaling pathway; regulation of protein secretion
Cellular component (GO): endoplasmic reticulum membrane
Molecular function (GO): serine-type endopeptidase activity
Source: RefSeq, a predicted model, not a curated record
GCGGCGGCGGCAGCAGCAGCGUGGGCGGACCGGGAGACACUCUACAGUGUGACCGAAACUCUGAGCCGGUGCUGCUGGCGGACAGAUGCAGAGGAGCCGGUGUGCUUUCCCCCCUAGAACCGGAGGCUUCACUCGGCUGAUAUUUAACAUCUGUAUGGAAACACCGCCCUCUCUAACAUCUGGAUCUCGCGCCUGAUAGUGAAACUACUCGUACCUCGUGCCCGCGCGAUGUGUGGCAGUGAUAACUUAUGAAGUGACCGGCGACGUGUGCGUCUCACCGGUGGAGCCGUCGGUGCUGUGCCGGGCUGCAGGAACCGGACUUAGUUUGAAGCUGGCAGGUUUAGGAGGAGGUAGCGAGCAUGGAUGAGCCGGGCAGCAGGAGCAGCAGCCUGCAGAGGAAAAAGCCACCAUGGCUCAAACUGGACAUCCCAACUAUUCAGCUGACGCUGGAUGAUGCAUCCACACUCACCCAGCCGGUAAAGCGCCUGCGCAGCGUCAGCAUGCCAGGGGAAAACCCACAGGCUUGCAUCGCUGCCUUGGAAACUUCCAACAACUACCUCAGACCUCCUCUGGAGAGAUUGCCCUCCUUCACACAGUCCAUCAAGAGUGGGAAAAAGGUGCGCUUUGAGCGGGUCAACACAGUUCCCCCAAAGGGCCAGAGGGGCCCCAGGAGGGUGUCAACCGUCCGAAGGCGGUCCUGCAUCCCCAAAAUAUUGACCCGACGGCGUUCAUCUAUACCCAAACAGAUCAUCAGGGGUACAGCUGACUGGUUCGGGGUGAGCAAAGACAGUGACAGCACCCAGCGAUGGAGGAGGAAGAGCCUGCAGCACUGCAGCCAUCUUUACGGGGGUCUAAAGGCACAGGUGAUGCGGGAGAUGGAGCUACACAGCCAGGACAACCUCUCCCUGGCCAGCACUGAGACCCCUCCUCCCCUCUACCUCCCACCCCACCACCCCAGUCACCACCACUAUGGCAUGCAGAGGAUUGUAGACCCCUUGGCCCGGGGUCGAGCCUUCCGCAUGGUGGAAGAGGUAGACGGCUUCAGUGUCCCGCAAACUCCCAUCACACCCGGCACCGCCUCCCUCUGCUCCUUUUCCAGCUCCCGUUCCGCCCUCAACCGGUUGCCGAGACGACGCAAACGGGAGUCUGUCGCAGUCAUGAGUCUCAAAGCUGCAGCAGCGUUAAUGAAGGGUCGGACAUUAGGCGACAGCACUGCCGGGCGAUGUCGCAGACGGAGUUUCAUGCCUCCUAGUUUCUUUGAAGACGACACUGUGGACUUCCCCGAUGAUCUGGACACGUCCUUUUUCACCAGAGAGGGCCUCCAGGAUGAGUCGUCCAGCUAUGCUGACGAAGUUUUUGAGACGCCAUCGGAGGCUGCUGUCAAAGAGCUGGAUGAGAGCGAGCUCACGGGAAGCGCGCUGGAUAAGAACGAGCUGGAGAGGAGUCACCUCAUGCUGCCCUUAGAGAGAGGAUGGCGGAAGGCAAAAGAUGGCUGUCUGGUCCAACCCAAGGUGCGUCUGAAACAGGAAGUUGUGAGCGUCAACAGCCAUCAGCAGCGGGGACAAAGAAUUGCCGUUCCUGUUAAGAAGCUGUUUGCCAAAGAGAAGAGGCCGUACGGGCUCGGCAUGGUCGGCCGUCUCACAAACCGGACGUACCGCAAGCGCAUUGACAGCUAUGUCAAAAGGCAGAUUGAGGACAUGGAUGAUCACAGGCCUUUUUUUACAUACUGGAUCACAUUUGUCCAUCUGCUCAUCACCAUUCUGGCUGUCACCAUCUACGGCAUUGCUCCUAUCGGCUUCUCUCAGCAUGAAACUGUCGACUCUGUGUUGAGGAACAAAGGAGUUUAUGAAAAUGUAAAGUUUGUGCAACAACAAAACUUCUGGGUGGGUCCAAGCUCGGAGGCGCUGAUCCACCUGGGGGCCAAGUUUUCCCCCUGCAUGCGUCAAGACGAAGAGAUCCACAAACUAAUCCAGGAGAAAAGAGCGAGAGAGAGGGAGUCGGGCUGCUGCGUGAGGAACGAUCGCUCCGGCUGCCUGCAGACUUUACAAGAGGAGUGUUCGAGUACCUUAGCAGAGUGGGUGAAGUGGCCUCAGCAUGCCAGUGCUCCCUUACUGAACGGUACACUACGUCAGCAUGGUUCAGUCUGUCAUCAGGACCCGAGAAUUUGUCUGGAGCCAGCCUCAGUUUCGCCUCAUGAGUGGCCCGAUGACAUCACCAAGUGGCCAAUUUGUACAAGGUACAACUCUGGGAAUCACACCAACCUCCCCCACAUAGACUGCACCAUCACAGGCCGACCCUGCUGCAUCGGAACCAAAGGACGAUGUGAAAUCACUUCAAGAGAGUACUGUAACUUCAUGCACGGCUACUUCCACGAAGAGGCGACUCUCUGCUCACAGGUGGCCUGCAUGGAUGAUGUGUGUGGUUUGUUGCCUUUCCUCAACCCGGAGAUCCCAGAUCAGUUCUCUAGACUCUGGCUGUCUUUGUUUCUUCAUGCUGGGAUCCUGCACUGCCUGGUGUCAGUGUUUUUCCAGAUGACGGUGCUGAGGGACAUAGAGAAGCUGGCUGGCUGGCUGAGAAUCUCCAUCAUCUACAUGCUAAGCGGUAUCACAGGCAACCUGGCCUCAUCCAUCUUCCUGCCCUACAGAGCAGAGGUGGGUCCUGCAGGGAGCCAGUUUGGCAUCCUGGCCUGUCUGUUUGUGGAGCUGUUUCAGAGCUGGCAGAUCCUCGAGCGACCAUGGCGGGCGUUUGCCAAGCUGCUGGCCAUCUCUGUCUUCUUCUUCUCCUUCGGUUUGCUUCCUUGGAUCGACAACUUUGCCCACAUCUGCGGUUUUGUGUCAGGAUUCUUCCUGUCCUUCGCCUUCCUGCCAUACAUCAGCUUUGGCCGUUCUGACAUGUACCGGAAGCGGGUCCAGAUCUGCGUCUUCCUGGUGGUCUUUCUCGGCCUGCUCUCUGCCCUGGCCGUCCUCUUCUACGUCUACCCUGUGAAGUGUGACUGGUGCGAGUACCUCACCUGCAUCCCCAUCACAGACAAGUUCUGCGAGAAGUACGACCUGAACGCACACCUCCUCUGAACGCCGUGUCGGGACUGUUUCUAGACAUGCACUGACGCCGACAUUUCUAAAUGUCGGAUGUUGAUGAAGUUGAAAGUUGGAUAUGGUGUUCCAGUGCAACUUGUGACUGAGCAAGAACAUUUCACCUGGAAUACUGAGCAGUAUUUCAGGCUUUCAUGUGGACCUAUUUGUUUGUUUUUAAGGUACAACAGACCCACUAUGAAUAAAGGCUAUGCAUGAAAGCCUUCAGGCGUUUGAUUAAAAACAUUCAUAUGCAGGGGGGAACAAAACUAACGAUGAAGAGUUGACUGAAAACGAUUGAUUUAUGUGUGAGUGAUCUCUAGCUGGGCUAAUCAAUGACCAUUCACACUGGAGGAGAGUUUAAAGACAGUUGUUUGCUGCCAAAUUAUUUACCUCUCCUCUGUGGUAAAGCGGAGUUAACAGCACCCCUUAGUGGCAAAAAGGAAGAGUAACAACCUGAGACAGCUGCAAUGGAUUUUCAUUUUGUACUUUUUUUUUUUGCUGAUGUCCAAACAGUUUUGUCCAUUUACUGGAUGUCCUUAGAGUUCAAACUCGCCAAGAAAUGAGACUUCAAAAUACUUCAAUGUGCCUUAUUGACACACAGCCACAGGUUUAUGAUGUCUUUUUGUGCCAUGUAUCAGUUUGUGUCAGCAGUUUUUGAUGUUUUUGCUCCUGUUCCUCAAACUCUGCAGAAACUGUAAUUCACAAACUGAGAAAGUCGUGUAAAAUAGGUUUUUACUUCAGUAUUUAGUGGCUCGAAUGCCAUUUCUUGUUUGUUUUUUUACCAUUCUGGAAACCUUGGUUUCCACCACAGCCUUUAAUGCACUUCAAAUGGAUUGUUUUUUUUUAUAUUCACCCUGUGUUUCAUACAGAAUGCACUCGUAUGUUAAUCUGCUCCAUUGUGAAUAGCUGUUACUGAGGUGAAUUUGAGUUGUUUUAUUCAAUGUGGUGGCGUUUUAGCUACCUGACAAUAAACUCACCAAGACGGA